Molecule: messenger RNA, 606 nt
Organism: Prosopis cineraria
Lineage: Eukaryota; Viridiplantae; Streptophyta; Magnoliopsida; Fabales; Fabaceae
Product: protein RALF-like 24
Exons: 2
Coding region: 91-591 (166 amino acids)
Source: RefSeq, a predicted model, not a curated record
ACCAAAGUUUCUACCUUUCCCAUCACAAACAGCAACAAAAUCUUCAAAAAACCAAAAUCUGAAAACAAGAAAGCACCAAAAAAACACAGAAUGUCCCAAACCAGAUUCUUCUUCUUCAUCUCAUUCUUCCUUUAUCUGUUACUUGUUCUCCCAAUCUGCCAUGGCUUGCCUCUUAUGGACCUCAAUUCUCUAAAGCAAAGUGAAGUAUCUGACAUAAUAACCAAAAGUAGGGUAUGCACAGGAAGCAUUGGAGAGUGCUUGAGCUUUGGAGACAGAGAGACAAAGAUGAUGGAUUCUGAGAGCAAUAGGAGAAUUCUGGCAAUGCAGAAGAAGUAUAUCAGUUAUGGGACUCUCAGAAGAGACAUGGUUCCUUGUGACAGACCUGGAGCUUCAUACUAUAAUUGCCAUGCCAAACCAGCAAAUCCAUAUCACAGAGGCUGUGAGGUAAUCACAACAUGUGCUAGAGAAUUGGAAGAUGAGGUCUUAGCUACAAGAAGAAGCUCAGCUUUGAUGAACCACGCGAAUAGGACCAGGUGGACACUGCCAAUCACGCGCAAGUCACAAAUCUGGAUGAGGGAAUUUCAGAUCUGAUGGAAAAAGUUGGAA